Macrosteles quadrilineatus (aster leafhopper) is the source of this 2773-nucleotide messenger RNA. It is a transcript of the gene Syngr, whose product is annotated as synaptogyrin. The transcript is spliced from 6 exons. The record is from RefSeq and is a predicted model, not a curated record. NCBI's taxonomy places the organism in Eukaryota, Metazoa, Arthropoda, Insecta, Hemiptera, Cicadellidae. Bases 34 to 714 code for a protein of 226 amino acids. Gene Ontology annotation, cellular component: synaptic vesicle membrane; neuromuscular junction.
UCCCAUAUUUGAUGUAACAGAAGUUGUCACAAAAUGGAGGCGGGUGGAGCUUACGGUGGUGGCAAGGCAGGGGCACCUUUUGACCCCUUCACUUUUGUCCAAAAGCCCCAAGUAAUAUUGAGAGCUGUGUGCCUGCUUUUUGCAAUCAUUGUUUUCGGAUGCAUUUCUUCUGAGGGAUGGAUGUAUGAUGAGAAAGAGAAAAGAGAGUACUGCAUCUACAACAGGGAUGCCAGCGCCUGUCACUACGGCACUGGUGUGUCGGUGUUGGCAUUCUUGGCAUCUAUCGGCUUCCUCAUCGGGGAAUACCUUUUUGAGCAAAUGUCCUCCGUCAAGACUCGCAAACAUUACGUUCUCUUGGAUCUCGGUUACUCUUCGUUCUGGACUCUGUUGUACUUUAUCGGGUUUUGUUACUUGGCCAACGAGUGGAGCAAUGCUGAGACUCCUGAGGGUAAUUACGGAGUCAACAAUGCCCAGGCUGUUAUCGUCUUCUCCUUCUUCUCCAUCUUCACUUGGGCCGGCUGUGCUUGGUUCGCCUACCAGAGGUUCAGGGCUGGAGUUGACUCUGCCUUUGCCCCAAGCUAUGAGGCCGACCCCUCCCUCCCCGGAGCCGCCUACACCAGCUACGGCCCAGACAGCGACACUACCUACCAAGAGGCUCCGUUCUCCCAGAACCAACAGCGAGGCCCAGGAGACUAUCAGGCCCCGGCAUACUAGAAGGUAAAAGAUUGGAAAUGAGAAGAUGUUUAAUGAAGCCCCGACAAGAACCAUCUUUAUUAUUGCGAGAUUAUCAAGCAGAAACAACAGUCACUUUCUGUUUUCAAGAUAUCUGAUGAGUUAGCCAAAUUAAAACUUUAUUGUUUACACUUAGAACUGUACUUUUAUAGUUUGAUUGAUAUGAAAACUAAAUCAAGCAAUGGGAGCACAUCUUGCAAUUCACCAUACAAUGCUUUCAAGCCCUGCCAGAGUAGGCUUGGUGUAUAACAAUCUUCAAUUUCUUGACAAAUUUAACAUAAUAACUGCUGUGGAGUGUUCCAGAGUGUGCUUCCAAAACUUGACGAGUUUGAAAACAAUAACUUAUAAAGAGAAUGUAUGUUAAUUAAGAUACUGUAGAAGUAUAGGUUUAGUAAGAAUUUAAUUUGUUUGUAAAAUUUAAGUAGGAUUCAACUGUUGACUUUAUAUAGAACUGAAUCAAAUGUGAAGGAUCUAAUUGUAGUUCUUUUCAUUUAAAAACUUGUAGAUAAUUUCCUCGUAUACUUAUCACGAUCCAUAUGCAAACAUAAGGUCUGUGUAGAUGAACAGAGUAAAAUGAUUGACUGAACCCUGUUAACAUUGAUUCAUAUAAAAUUGCUUCUUGAUGAAGUAGUAUUGGUAAAUUACAACACAAUACGAUCAAAUAAACAAAUGCUUCCGAUUGUGCAUUUCAUCGUAAAUAAGAAAAAGAAACCAUAUUUUUGGUAAAUCGGUAAUUUUGCUACUCUCGUUUUCUAAUAAAAUUAAUAUUUUUAUAGCGAAACAGUUAUAUAUUUACAGAAGUUAUUUUCUCACCUGUAUAAAGGUUUGGUAGAUGUGAUGGUUUUUGAAGGGGCAUUGUACGUAACAGUAGACAAUACUUUUAGUGCAUAGUUCAUUUUUUAAUCGAUCCACGUUUUGAUGUUUGAAAUUUACGUUUGUCCUGUUAUUAAGGCACAAAUAUUCAAGUUUUCUGUCGUGCUACGGUUAUGGAAGCCAAUGUAUAUACUAUUUAAGUUGUAUAUUUGUAUAGUGUUGUCAAUGUAUUGAAUAUUUAAAUAGAAAGCAUAGGAAUUUCACCAAAAACUGGAAUGUAGAAGGUUGUUAGUUGUUUUCUAAAGCUCUCACAGGAGGCUAUUGAGCAUGGCAGUCGAUUCCUCUGAAUGAAGCUGUUUACAGUAUAGAUCCAUGAUACAGAUAAUGAAGCUGAAAUAAAGCCAGCUUAUAUAGUUUGACAAAAUCAGUAUCUGUUACAAUAUAUUUUUAAUCCCGUUUUUUAUCAUAAGAAUAUUUUCAUAUUUUUCAAUCGUUUAGGUUCAAACACAAACAAUCUGGUUAUUUUAUUAUACGAGUUUUUAACGACAUCAAGAAGAAGUCAGUUAAUAAAUCGAGAGAGAAAAAAAACAAAGGAAAACUGUUCAGAGUAUGGAUUAAGUUAAGAGAAAGAUAUAAAAUCUUUAUGCGUUGAAAUACCUAUGCUUAUUCAAGUUAGAGACACGGCGUUUGGCAUUGCCCAACUGACGGCCAGUAUUUAUUGUAGAAUAGAUAGAUGAAUGUUACCAAUCGUUGUACCUUGUACCACCUAUUACGGCUGUGGCGUGGUUGUUUCGUUGCUAUUAUUCCAGAAGUCCUGUUUCAUUAACUUUAAAGUCUAGCAAGUACAGUUGUAUUUCUAAAAAGACCAUUUCUAAAGACUAAUGAGGGAUGGAUAUUUCUUUUUAGGGCAGAGAUUCAGUUUGGUAGGUGUUUAAAUACAGUAGACACAUUUCAAACCCACCACCUCUAUACCGGAAGCUUGAAAAGAUAAUAAGUUACCAGUCAUCAUCCAAUGUGGAGGUAUAGAAGUUGGUUGGAAAAAUGGUGUGGCACUUAAGUACACACAUUAAUAUUGUAAUUAACAAUCAAAAAGUUCAUUUACCAAAGAAUCUUAGCGUUACCACAGAGAAAAUCUGAUAAAGUUAUACAUUAUACACUACUGUUAUCACAUUGUAAUAAAAAAGGAUGAGUUGUAUGUGUGUACAAUUCUUCGAUGAAUAAAUCAUUU